Molecule: messenger RNA, 2454 nt
Organism: Penaeus indicus
Lineage: Eukaryota; Metazoa; Arthropoda; Malacostraca; Decapoda; Penaeidae
Product: centrosomal protein of 290 kDa-like
Exons: 19
Coding region: 1-2454 (817 amino acids)
Source: RefSeq, a predicted model, not a curated record
AUGAAAACGCAGCAGGCACACCUUUUUCCUUCAUCACAAUAUCGGGAGACGAUAGAGCUGAGAAGUUACUGUAUUCACUCCCAUACCUUUUGCUACAUCGCCAAGGAAGUCAAGUACAUCGACUCAGAACUCCCAAACAUAACACGAGUGAUAGACCCGUACGGUGUCGGAAUGAACAAGGGAAGGAAUGGGCGACACUCGAUGUACGGCAAUCCCCAAGGCCUACCGGGACUCCCCCAGUCCCGGUACAUGCCUCUGGGGGGUCACAAAUCCCCCCGCCCGCCCCCCCGGCCCCCGGCUCCACGCCCCCCUCCCCCCCAGCCCCCGAUGAUGUCCAACCUGCCGCCACAGCCGUCGAUCCCGCAGCCGGACCCCAUGGUCGGUCGUAGAAUAGACAUGCUUGAACAGCGUCUCAAUGCAACAGAACAGAGCAACCGUACGUUACUUGACGAACUUAUGCGUCUGCAACAGGAACUGAAGAUGAAUGUUAAAAAGAACGAAAUGGGAUUGGUCGAGGAGAAGGAGGGUCGGUCCCGCCUCGACGCCGCUUUCCGCCAAUCACAGAACAAGACGUAUGAGAUGGAGGACAGGAUUCGUCGGUGUGAGGACGGGAUUAAGGAAACUCGAAAUGCCAUACAACAAAUGUCGUCACACACGAAGAGCAUCGAAAUGGCCCUCAAAUCAGCUGAGCAGGAACAGAUGGAGAGACGUGGCAACAGCGCUCAGAGACUACAAGAAUACCGCCACGAAGUCAUGAAGAUGAACCAGAGCAAGGAACAGCUGGAGAGACUCGUCUAUUCCAUGAGGGACGACGUCAGGGAAGCCACGACGCGGGUGGAGGGGCUGACGCAGGAGAUGGGGUCCCUGGAGUCCAACGUCAAGAUGCAGGCGAGGCUGAUGGAGGAGAGCAACAGCAGGAGGAACACGACGCCUGUGGAGGACACAGGCAAGAUGGCGGAGGGCGUGCGGCUCGCGCUCGAGGGGAAAAUGAUCCAGAUGAACACACUGAUCCAGGACCUGACGCAGAGAAUCAACAUGGAGGCCAAAAAGAGAGAGAAAGUUGAAACGGACGUCAAUAUCAGGAUUAACGAACUCCUCGAGGACUACGGCAGCACGAAGGUCGAGAAGGACAAGGAGAUGCGCGAAUUCGACGACAAGAUGAAGGAACUCCAGGCAGGGUUCAGCGCGAGCGAGAAGCAGCGGAUCCUGAUGGAGAUCUCGUCGGUGGCGCAGGAUCUCAACACCAAGAUCGAUCAGAAGGAAGCCAAACUCCGCGACGACACAGUGAAUAAACUUACCGUCAUCGAGAAAACGCUGACGGAGGAAAACCGGAGGAGAGCCGCUAAAGAAAAGGAAUUACAAGAAAGCGUGGAUAAACAGAUGAAGGAAGCACAGAUGAGGGAGAACGACGGGACGGCGGCACUCAAGAAACAUAUGGAGCAACACGAAACUCAAGUCAGGAACAAACUUGGCGAGAUGACCACGACGAUUAACGAUCUAGAAGCUGACUUGAAGCAACACCAGCUGGAACAGGAGAAGGUGAUAGCCGCGGAAAUCAGUCAGCGGCAAAACGAAAAUAAAGUCCUAGAGGCCAAAAUAGAUGACCUGGAGGACAGACAGAGGCGGGGCUUGGCGUCCCUGCAGUCAGCUGUCGGCGACGUUGCGGCCACGAAGAACUCAGGCUCGAAGCCGCCGGAUUAUGACGAGAAUUCGAAUUCAGGCAGUCAGCGCGGUUAUACACCGAGACUGCAAGAGGCAUAUGAUCGUCUUGAUGAAGAAGCAUUUAUUAUUCUGUCGACGCGAAGGAUCCAGCGCAUGCAGAACGAGAACGCCGACGGCAUCCGGGAGCAGGUGGCGAAGGACGUGGCGAGGAUCGAGGGGCGUCUGGGCACCGUGGAGACGAAGGUGCAGCAGCAGGAGAAGAGGAUGGAUAAUAAACUGCAGUCGGCCAAGGCACAAGAUAAGGAAGCCAACUCUAUCAUGGGCGACAAAAUGCAGCAACAGAUCGACUCUGUAAUCUUCAGCCAGGAGAGACUCAAGAAACAGGUCGAUUCCUUGCAGAACAAAGUGCAGGACACUCCCAAGAGCGUGACAAACCUGAAGGAGGAAAUGGAGGACAUGGAACAGCGCCUGAGCAAGAAAGUGGACCAGGAGAGGAAAGAGCGCAUGGACGACGUGUCUGAACUCCGCACCGACAUCGAUAAAAUUGUUGGCAAGAACGAGAGCGUGGGAACCGUGCCGAGCUUGGCUCGCCUCAACCAAGACGUGGACGAGACGCAGACGGGCAUGAAGAAACUGGCGGAGGCGGUGCACGUGGUGAAGAGCUUCCUGUCAGACAAGAUCAAGGACGAGAAGAAAACGAGGGUGCAGGAGGACACACUCCUGAAGAGGGACGUGGAGCGACUCAACACCAAGUACUCAGAACUCAACGAUAAGAUCAGGAAUAGCGCUUAA